GAAAUUGUACAAAGUUCAUUAUAAAUUAGAAAUUAGAAUUUAAAAAUGCUCUUUUAAAAGAAGAUAAUUCAGUUUACACUGUACAAGUUUCUAACAUUUUAGUUCGUUUUGUAAAAUGUUAUUAAAAAGGAGUUAAUUGAUUUAUAGUUGCAAUAUAAUCAUUUCCUUUAAAAUGUUUAGUCGACUAUUCAAUCAGAAAUUAAUGCUAGAGACGUUUGGCAGACUGUCUCCUAGCGUGAUACUACCAAUCUUAGGAAGCCGUAAUGAAAAUGAUUAUGAUGAAUUGAAUAUUCCUAAUUCUCCACUUCCAAAGACAGGAUGGGAAAGAGUCAAAGCUAUGUAUUAUAGGAAUGAGCAAGAUGAAAAUUCUGUUGAAUUGCACAAUGUAGUACAAGCUUCUCUGACUGGCAUGUUCAUUGGUGCAGUCCUAGGAGGCUUCGUCAAAUCGAGGGAAGCUUAUUUGUACUUCAUUGAAAACAAUCAAGCUACAAUUUAUACCUCAACAGUACAAGCUAGGAAAAAAUUGCAAGACUAUGUAACAGUGGCUUUUGCAAAGGGUGCUUAUCAUUGGGGAUGGAGGUUAGGAGCUUUCACAGGAAUGUUUAGUUUAUUCACUACAACAAUGUCAGUUUACCGAGAUGAAAGCACACUAUCCGAUUAUAUUAUAGCAGGAUCAUUGACUGGGGCGAUAUACAAAGCAACAUUAGGCCCUGCUGCUAUGUUAGUCGGAGCAACUGUAGGUGGAGUGCUGAGUGCCGUUGGUGGAAUACUUAUAAUAAGCAUUAUAAAAAUGACUGGUGUGACUAUGAAAGAUGUUAGAAACACUAUGUAUAAGAUAAGACAAAUGAGGCAAGAACAAUUAAAUCAAGCCAUCGAUAAGUCAUCGACGGAAAAGCACGAUAAUCUAACAAGGCACCACGACCAGAUUGUCGAAGAGAAAGGCGUACAGAAUAUUGAACAGUUGACUUAGCAGAAUCUGUUGAUAUCGUUCACAGACUAAAUGAAAAAGGUAGAAGCGAUUACCACCACUUCCUACCACUUGUAAGCCACUUAUAAGCGUGAUAUUAUACUGGACUGCAUUUGCUCUGCAAGCCAAUUGCCAAUAGCAGUCAAAAGGCAGUUUAUAUUCAAUUUGAUAUAACUGCCAAUUAGAUGUUUACUGCUGCAAUUCCGAAACAUUUAUGUCAUCUCAAUACGUUUUUGUGUUUUUUUUAUGUACCAGAAAUAUAGCCACAAACACUUAUAUGCAUGCGUUACCAGGUUAGAUCCCCGGCAAUUUGGGAAUUUUUAUUUUUUUAUUGUUCUCUGGUCAGGUCUUUUAGAAAAUCUCAUGAGGAAACAAUCAUGUGGGUACGGCAGUAAACAGCAACUCUAUAACCGGUUUUACAUCGACCUAUUUUAAUUUCUUUUAGUCUGGGAUUGUUAUCGUGAAAUUUGUAAAAAAAUUGUUAUUUUAGUUUUUAUUUAUUCUUACUAGCGUUAAGAAAGUGCGAUCUAGGUUUAGUUAUAAUAAAUCCAAUGAAUUAUA
Messenger RNA from Pararge aegeria (speckled wood butterfly), 1528 nucleotides. RefSeq names its product RPII140-upstream gene protein (gene 140up). The record is from RefSeq and is a predicted model, not a curated record. Bases 173 to 970 code for a protein of 265 amino acids. Gene Ontology annotation, cellular component: mitochondrion. The transcript is spliced from 6 exons. NCBI's taxonomy places the organism in Eukaryota, Metazoa, Arthropoda, Insecta, Lepidoptera, Nymphalidae.